This is a messenger RNA of Mucor mucedo, 381 nucleotides long. RefSeq lists its product as uncharacterized. The transcript has 2 exons. The coding region runs from base 1 to 381 and encodes 126 amino acids. NCBI's taxonomy places the organism in Eukaryota, Fungi, Mucoromycota, Mucoromycetes, Mucorales, Mucoraceae. The record is from RefSeq and is a predicted model, not a curated record.
AUGACAAAGACCAAAUUCAUUGCUAGAGCUAGAGGAAAUGCUCCUGCCUCAUCCUCAAAAGCAUGGGAUGUCUUGAAACCUUUCUCGAAUGGCACUAGUUUUAAGACUACUGUGGCUACCCAAAGACCGAGCUUCUGCGUUCAAACCAGUUGGCCACGGCUACGGCUUGCCAACUCAUCCCGUCACCUAAGGUUUUCUCAGUUACUUUAUUCGGAACCAUCACAAGAAUCUGAAAUUGCAAAUGGUAAAGACAUCCCCUCUUCUUUCGACAACUCCUGGCUGUCUCAUGUCAAACCUAAUUUGCCUUGUGACAUACACCUGUUAUUCUCUCAUCCAGAAUUUGAUUUGGAUAUGCAAAAGCAACUUCGAGAACAAAACUGA